Kalmanozyma brasiliensis GHG001 is the source of this 1608-nucleotide messenger RNA. Its product is annotated as Major facilitator superfamily. NCBI's taxonomy places the organism in Eukaryota, Fungi, Basidiomycota, Ustilaginomycetes, Ustilaginales. Gene Ontology annotation, molecular function: transmembrane transporter activity. Gene Ontology annotation, biological process: transmembrane transport. The transcript is spliced from 2 exons. The record is from RefSeq and is a predicted model, not a curated record. Gene Ontology annotation, cellular component: membrane. Bases 1 to 1608 code for a protein of 535 amino acids.
AUGGGCGAAAAGAUCCUUAAGGACGCGGAUCUGCACCGCUCGACCGCAGCAAACCAAGACACACACGAUGCCCACUCCGUCGAGCAAGUGACCGAGAUCUCGGGCGUCUCAACAGCGGUGGCUGCGCUCGAUCCCAACUCGGAAGAGUACAAAGUCAUGGAGAAGCGUCUCGUUCGCAAGAUUGAUAUCCGUCUCAUGCCAAUCCUCGUCUUGCUCUACAUCCUUAACUAUCUAGAUCGCAACAGCAUUUCCACUGCACGAGACAACGGCCUGGUACGAGAUCUGAACCUCCUCGACAAGGAGUACCAGACGGCGCUGAGUAUCCUCUUUGUCGGAUACAUCACAUUCCAGAUCCCAUCGAACAUGCUCAUGACCAGGCUCGGUAGGCCUUCGCUCUACAUUCCAACGUUUGUUGCCUUGUGGGGUGUCGUCUCGGCUUGCACUGCUGCUGCCACCGGCUACCACUCUCUCCUCGCGGUCCGAAUCUGCCUAGGUGUCGUCGAGGCGCCCUUCUUCCCGGGGGCACUUGCGCUUCUUGGUUACUUCUAUAAGAAAGAAGAGAUGGCAACACGGACGGCACUGCUCUUUUCUGGUAGCAUCAUUAGCAAUGCCUUCUCAGGAUUGAUCUCGGCGGGUAUCCUCAGUGGCAUGGAAGGGAAGGCUGGUCUGCCAUCGUGGCGCUGGCUCUUCAUCCUCGAAGGCUCCAUCACCGUAGCUAUCGCCGGUAUGGCGGUGUUCAUCCUUCCGGACAUGCCUGGCAACUCAAAGUUCUUGACCCCUGAGGAAAGGAUCAUCGCCGUCAACAGGUUGUCGGUCAACGCUGGGUCCACUCUGUCAACCGCGGACGAAGACGGAACGCCAAUGCAGGGCUUCUUCAUGGCUGUGAAGGAUAUCAAAACCUGGGUUCUGGCUUUCAUGCUCACAGCCGUGACUGUUGGCGUCGGCUUCAACCAGUUCUUCCCGACCAUUGUGGGCUCGCUCGGCUACUCUCACACCGUCACCCUGCUUCUGACCGCGCCCAUCUGGUUCUUCGCCUUCCUCGCGUGUCUCGCCAACGGUCUCCACUCGGACCGCGUCCAGGAGCGCACCCUACACAUCAUCAUUCCCCUCGUUUUCGGCAUUGUUGGAUUCAUCAUUGCCUCCACCACUACCAGCCUUGGAGCCCGCUUCUUUGCGCUGUUCAUCGAGGCUUCUUCGUACGCCGGCUACACUUGCGUUCUCGGCUGGAUCGCGCCCUCAAUUCCUACCCCCAAGUAUAAAAAGGCCGUCGCGCUCGCGCUCAUCAACGCUUUCUCUCAGCUCGGCAACAUCUCGGCGAGCUACGUCUGGCCCAAGAAGUGGGGCCCCAAGUAUUGGCAGAGCAACACGAUCAGCUCGGCCAUGUUUGUCGCCUGCAUCGUGCUGGUGCUGCUGCACAGGACUAUGCUCAAGAUGGAGAAUGCCAAGCUGGACCAAAUUAAGAACGAUCUGCUCAGCGGUGGCAAGGGCAUGUACGAGGAAGAUGGCAAGGGUUUGGACCCAGAGUCGCAUCUGGCGGUGGAUGGCCAGUCGAAGAAGCAACAGACAAGGAUUGCUAUGGCCAAGAGCUCGUUCCGCUACAUGUUGUAA